AGAUCAAGCUCAAGCUCAAGAGAGAAAGAGAGGGAGGCUGUUACGCAGUGGACCAAAUUCUUCGCCGUAUUUCCGUUUUUUCACCGCUAAUAACCGCAUAGAAGCACCGUGGCCGCCGAGAUGAAGGUCCUGGUGGCCCUGUGUGCUGUGGCGUCCUGUCUGGCCUCGGCACAGCUGCUGAGGGCUGACAAAAUGGGGCUGAAGUACAAUCCUGAAACCAAACAUUAUGAGAAGGCUCUUCUGGGCCAGGACGGACAUGACCAGCAGCCUCAUGCACAGGCUCUUCUGGGUCAGGAUGGGCAUGAUCAGCAGCCUCAUGCAGAGGCUCUUCUUGGACAGGACAACCAUGACCAGCUCCCCCAUGGAAGGGCUCAGCUGGGCGGGGACGGGCAUGACCAGCAGCCUCAUGGACAGCACAUCCUUGGGCAGGACGGCCAUGACCAGAAGCCUCAUGGGCAGCGAGUUCUUGGCCAGGAUGGACAUGACCAGCGACCCCACGGGCAGCAAAUUCUUGGCCAGGAUGGACAUGACCAGCGACCCCACGGAAAGCAACUUCUUGGCCAGGAUGGACAUGACCAGCGACCCCACGGAAAGCAACUUCUUGGCCAGGAUGGACAUGACCAGCGACCCCACGGACAGCAACUUCUUGGCCAGGAUGGACAUGGACAGCGACGCCUUGGGCAGGACGGGCAUGACCAGCGGCCCCAUGGACAGCGACUCCUUGGCCAGGAUGGACAUGACCAGCAGCCUCACAUGCAGCGAGUUCUUGGCCAGGAUGGACAUGACCAGCAGCCUCACGGGCAGCGAGUUCUUGGCCAGGAUGGACAUGACCAGCGGCCUCACGGGCAGCGAGUUUUUGGCCAGGAUGGACAUGACCAGAGGCCCCACGGAAAGCGACUCCUUGGACAGGAUGGACAUGGGCAGCGACGUCUUGGGCAGGACGGGCAUGACCAGCGACCUCACGGGCAGCACCUUCUCGGCCAGGACGGACAUGACCAGCGAUCUCACAAGCAGAAGCCUCGCAAACAUAACAAGCACAAGGCCAGAAAGAUUCUGGGGCAAGACAACCAUGACCGCAGAGCACACAAGACGCAACUCCUUGGCCUGGGCUCUCAUGACUACAAGAAACAUGGCAAGAAAACCAUUGGAGGGGGCAGCCACGACCUUGGCCACAUGGGGAUGUUCAAGACCUUCAUGAAGCAGCACAGCAAGACCUACAAGAAUAAGGCUGAGUUCAAGAAGAGGUUCAAGAUCUUCCACCAGAACAUGAAGAAGGCACACAUCCUGCAGCAGAACGAGCGAGGCACUGCCAAGUACGGCCCGACCAAGUUUGCUGAUCUCACUGAGCGCGAGUUCCGUCGGAUGCUGGGCUUCCACCCCCACAUGAAGCCUGCCACCUCCUCCAUGGAGCGCGCUGCCAUCCCAGACGUUGAGGUCCCUGUAAGCUUUGACUGGAGGGAGCAUGGAGUUGUCACGCCCAUCAAGAACCAGGGUAUGUGUGGCUCCUGUUGGGCCUUCUCCACCACCGGCAAUGUUGAAGGCCAGUGGGCACUCAAACACAAGCAACUUUAUUCCCUCUCUGAACAAGAGCUGGUUGACUGUGACACAGAGGAUGAGGGUUGCAAUGGUGGCCUGCCAGAGAAUGCCUAUGAUGCCAUCGCCAAGCUGGGUGGCCUAGAAGUAGAGGACGAUUACCCUUACGAGGGCGAUGAUGAAACCUGCCACUUCAACAGAUCCCUUGCCAAGGUGACGGUGAAUGGGUCUGUGGAGCUGCCAGCAGAUGAGGUGGCCAUCGCCAAGUGGCUCACCCAGAAUGGUCCCAUCUCCAUCGGCAUCAAUGCCAACGCCCUUCAGUUUUACGUUGGAGGAGUGUCUCACCCGCUGAAGUUCCUGUGUAACCCCAAAAGCCUUGACCACGGCAUGCUGAUCGUCGGCUAUGGCAUCCACACCACCAAAUACCUGCACAGAAAGCAACCCUUCUGGAUUGUCAAGAACUCAUGGGGGGAGGACUGGGGGGAGCAGGGCUACUACCGUGUGUAUCGUGGAGACGGGACAUGCGGCGUCGACCAAAUGGCUACCAGUGCCAUUGUGCCCUAACUCACUACCAACAAUUUUUUUUUAAUGUAACUGAUGUUCGUAAAGGACAUCACCAAAAAAAUACUAAACAGAAUUUUAAACUUCCUUUGUCAAAUUGGAAUCUUAUGUAAGUUUUAAAUAGACAGCUAAAUAAUUUAAUUUUUUAGAAAAGAGUAUCUAGCCAAAUUAAUUGGUAAUUAGGUUAUGUUUCAAAAUGUUAAUGUACCCGACAUUACUUUGAACAGUAAUCAGGUUUUAGUGUUUGAGAUUAUAGAUACGCUACUCUUUCAAUUACUCAGACUCUGCAUAAUACUCAUCGGAACAAGUUGGUUGUAUUGUUUUGAGAGCCACUUUUCAUCUCUGACUUGGCUUUUUGUUGUGUGGAUAUCAAAGGACAUGUGUUUAGUCCUCUUGGCCACACUGAAACUAGAAAUGCUACUUAACUUAAGCUACUACUUGUAUGGUAACAUUCUACUUAAUUUCUUUGAUGUGUGAAAUUACUGUAAGCAACAAACAAUUUUUAUCCCUUAAAAAUGAAUGUAUCCCAAGAUAUAAUUUUUGUUACUUUAUAUUAUCUACUUAAGCUUUAUCGGCACAUUAACUUAUUUUUUAUUAUUACGCUUAAGGGGUAAUUCCUGAACGUCACUAGUGUAAUGAGGCAAGGGCAUUCAGGUCAUGUGAGGGAGUCAUUAUUCAUUUGCAACAGCAUUAAAGUGGAUUGUUCACUAUAAGAAAUUAGACGUUAAUAUAAAAUAAAAAUAGUCAUGCACCACUUAACAUCCAUAUAUUCUGAGAGAGGGUUGCAUAACUUGUACAGUAUGGAAUUACAGUAAAGUGAGCCCCAAUACAACUUUAAUAACCUAUAAAGAAUAUGAACAUAACUUAAUCUGAACCACAGACAUUUCAGUGGAUGGACUAUGUGGCGCAUAACUGUGUGUGUGAGAAAGUUUUAAAAUUACGAACAAUUGCAAAUAAAAGGAAGGAAUAUAAACAUAUUGAAACAUAUCUCUCAGCUAACCAAUAGAUCAUUCACACUUCUGAUUCAGCAACAUGAUGUACUCCUCUCACAGCCGUGCCAGAACCCUUGACCAUGAACCAUUAUGGGAUCAUUGUGCUGUUAGCAUGCCACACUGUGAAUAUUCAUCCUAUCAUUGAAAUUACCAUAAAUUGUAGAAUGGAAGAUACAUUAAGCUUCAUUUGAUUAUUCCCAACUAGAUGAUGAUCAAUGUAAAUGUUGCAUAUUUUAUAGAUGCUCCAUAAUAUCAUGUAGCUUUAUUGCCACGGUCUUUAGUUCAGUUUAAGCGACUUAAGUGAUAUGAGUGGUUGUGAUGUAUAAACCCAGUCGUUUGUAGCACUGAGGCGCUUUAAAUUAUACCUUUACCGGUAGAGAGCAGCACGGCUUGAAAAAAGUAAAGCAUUCAAAAAUUCUCUAGGCAAUCCCCCAGGACUAUUUACUGCGGGUAGUAUUCCAAGACAAUGCCACACCGUGAAUCUGUUCUUGCCUGAUGUCGAGUAGCGAUCUUCCACCUCUGUUACACGUUAGUCUUUAUCAAGAAGCCACCUGGCAUCCCCAUCAGGUCAAUGCUAAAAGGCAAAUCUGGAUGGGAAAUUAGCAGCUUACAUAUCACAUAAGUUCAAGCCAAUAUCUUUUUCAGGGACAAUAAUUAAUGCAGAAAAUAAAAGUUAAGUGCAAAGUUUGUUAACUAUUGUAAGGUGAAUUGUGCCACAAUUUAUGGAACCUGAAAUUUCUAUACAGGUAGCUACACUAAGGUUAAACUUAAAGGCUUCCUUUUGAAUGUAAUGAAUUGAUAUGGUAGAAGUAAAGGAAUAGGAAGUGCCCAUUUACUCAGAGCAUGGGAACAAAUAGCUUUUAGAGAUGUCCUUUGUAGGUUUGUACUCAGUUGUUUGUAAGUGGUAUUGUUUCAUAAUUAUGAUGCCAAAACCUCCUUCCGAAACCCUUGAAAUAAUAAAAUUAAUGUGCUCUCUGGACAUUAAAUGUUAAAGUAGUUGGAUAUUAAUGUAAAGAAGUUGGUCAAAUUAAGUGUGUCAACUGUGAACUUGUGUUCUGCCCCCGUGUCAAACUACUAUCGGUUAACCUUCCGAUUCCUCCAUCCCUUUCUCACUAAAGAAGAAUGUUAAUUAACAUCAGAAUAAAGUGACAACCUUA
Eriocheir sinensis (Chinese mitten crab) is the source of this 4243-nucleotide messenger RNA. RefSeq names its product cathepsin L-like. Bases 121 to 2097 code for a protein of 658 amino acids. The transcript is spliced from 31 exons. Gene Ontology annotation, cellular component: lysosome. Gene Ontology annotation, molecular function: cysteine-type endopeptidase activity. The record is from RefSeq and is a predicted model, not a curated record. Lineage: Eukaryota; Metazoa; Arthropoda; Malacostraca; Decapoda; Varunidae.